Hansenula ciferrii is the source of this 4572-nucleotide messenger RNA. Its product is annotated as vacuolar protein sorting/targeting protein 10. Bases 1 to 4572 code for a protein of 1523 amino acids. The record is from RefSeq and is a predicted model, not a curated record. Gene Ontology annotation, biological process: Golgi to vacuole transport; Golgi to endosome transport; protein targeting to vacuole. The transcript has a single exon. Gene Ontology annotation, cellular component: Golgi apparatus; membrane. Gene Ontology annotation, molecular function: protein binding. NCBI's taxonomy places the organism in Eukaryota, Fungi, Ascomycota, Saccharomycetes, Phaffomycetales, Wickerhamomycetaceae.
AUGAGGUUUUUCAUAGGACUCACUUGGCUCUUGAGCUCCAUCAUUGCAUUGGCACAAGCUGAUUUCACUCCUGAAAUACAUUCACAAAUAUCAGAUCAUGUAUCAGACACAUUGCUAUAUAUGGAUGAUUCUUCAGUUAUACUUGAUCUAAAUAGGGAUCAAUUACAAAGAUCAGAUGAUGAUGGUAAGAAUUGGAAUAAAGUUUUGGAUGGUGUAAAGAUUCAAAAUAUCUAUGUUGAUAAAGUUAAAAAAGACCGUGUAUUUGCAUUUACCCCGGAAAAGACUCAUUAUGUUUCAAAUGAUCAAGGUGCAAAUUGGAAUACUUUUACUGUUGAUAUUAACCCAAAUUUGAAUUAUGAAGUUAAAGUUAACAGUAAAAAUCCUGAUAAAGUUUUAUUAGCUUUUAUUGAAUGUGAUAAGGAUUUAAGAUGUAAAAAUACGUUAUUUUAUACAACUGAUGGGUUUAAAACUGAUCCAAAAUUGAUGUCUGAUAAAGUUGCUUAUUGUACAUUUACCAAAUCAAAUAAUGUAUUUGAUGAAGGUCAUGAUGAUAGAAUUUUAUGUCUUGAAACUGAAAGAGAUAAUCACGGUUAUAUUAGACAAACUAAAAUUGUUACAUCAACUGAUUUUUUCCAAACCCAAGAAAUUAUCAAUGAUAAAUCAGGUGCACUCGGUUCAAGUUUUGUUCUUGCAAUUGAUGUUAUUCAAUCAUAUGUUGUCGCUACUGUUCAAACUGAUAAAUAUGGUGGAACUGGUUCAACUGUAUCCUUAUAUGUUUCCAAAGAUGGGUAUGAAUUCAAGAAAGCAGUUAUCGAUGCAUCUGUUGUUAGUGAUAGUUUUACAUUCUUACCUUCAACGCCUCAAUCUUUACAUAUAAGUGUUUGGGGUAUCACUGAAGAUGGUAAACAAAUUUCAGAUAUUUUGUCAUCUGAUAGUGAAGGUAUUCAAUUCAAGAAACUUUUGGAAAAUGUUGAAAGUAAUUUCCUAGGGUUUGUAAAUUUGGAGAAAGUUGAAACUGUUGAUGGUGUUUGGAUUGCAAAUGUUGUUGAAGGUUAUGAUUCUGUAACUUUAGAACCUUUAUCAAAAUCAAAAAUCACAUUUGAUGAUGGUAGAACAUGGAGUUAUUUGAAAACUCCAGAUUGUAAAGGUGAUGAUCAAUGUUCUUUAAAUUUAUUAAGUUUAGAAGAAAGACGUGGUGAUGGUCAAGGUGCCACUGGUGCAACCCCUGGCAUACUAAUGGCUAUUGGUUCUGAAGGUAAAACUUUGGAUAAAAGUGUUUUAAAUAUGCAUACUUAUGCCUCCAGAGAUGGUGGGUUGAAUUGGGUCAAGACAAUUGAUGACCCAACCAUUUUUGCCUUUGGUGAUUUAGGUAAUGUCAUUGUUGCAGCCCCAUAUGUCAAAUCUGAUAGACGUCAAGAAACCUUAUUGACCAAAACUAUUUAUUAUUCAUUAGAUCAAGCUCAAACUUGGCAAAAAUUUGAACUUGAUUUGGAAAUUUUCCCAUUCUUAUUGACAACUACUAUUGAUGGUACAACAACAAAAUUCAUUCUUUCUGGUCUGUUCAGAAAAGAUAAUUCAAAUUCAAAUAGUCAAGUCAUUUAUUCACUUGAUUUUGCUAAAGCUUUUGAUAAAACUUGUGAAAAGGGUGAUUUCGAAACAUGGUAUGGUAGAUCAAAUGAACAAGGUGAAGGUAUUUGUAAUUUUGGUCAUAGAGAUGCGUUCCAAAGAAGAAAACAAGAUGCUAAAUGUUUCGUUAAUAAACCAUUUGUUGAUUUGAAAGAAGUUGACGAACCAUGCUCAUGUACUGAAUUAGAUUUUGAAUGUAAUUUUGGUUUCAAUAAAAAUUCAAAAGGUGAAUGUGUUGCAAACUACAAUGCUAUCAAUAAGAUCUGUGCUGAAUCUGAUUCCAAAGACAUUAAAUUACAAUCAAAAAGAAAAAUUCCAGGCAAUCCAUGUACUGGGGGUGAUAUCUCUACCAAUGAACAGACUUUCAACUGUGAUGAUGCUACUUUGAAAGCAAACAAAAUUGAAAUUGUCGAAACUUCAUUUAAAGGAAGAAUUUCACGUUAUGUCUUCUUGGAACAAACACCAGACCAUUCAUCAGAUGAAACUGUUAUUGUUAAAACAACAUUGAAUGAAGUUUUCAUUUCACAUGAUGGAGGUAAAAAUUUUAAGAAAUAUCAAACAAGUGAUGAAAUUUUUGAAAUUUAUUUAAAUCCAUAUUAUAAAGAUGAUAUCUUUUUAAUUGGCUCAAAUGAGAAAUUACACAUCUCUUCAGAUAGAGGUACAAGUUUCCAAGUCGUUUCAUUGCCUUCACAAAUCAACAUAUUUGGUUUACAAAUUUUAUCAUUCAGCAAUCAAACAAAUGAUGCAUUCAUUUAUUAUGGUGAUGAACAUUGUGAUUCAAGAUUCAAUCAAGACUGUGUUCCUGUUGCUUUUUUAACAACUGAUCGUGGUAGAUCAUGGAAAACAUUAGCUAAAAACAUUAGACAUUGUGAUUUUGUUGGUGCAAGAUAUAUUGAAAGUGGAGCUGAUAAAAACACCAUUUAUUGUCAAAUUAAUUCUUUGGAUGGUGGUGCUUUAAUCUCUUCAAAUGACGAAUUUAAAUCACAAGAUACACUUUUCGAGAAAAUUGUUGGUUUUGCCACUACAACUCACUAUACCGUUGUUGCUGCUAUUGAAGGUGAUUCAUUAAAAGCAUAUGUUACAAUUGAUGGACAAAAUUUCGCAGCUGCUGAGUUCCCAAAGGAUUUCCAAGUUCAUAGACAACAAGCAUACACUAUAUUAGGAUCUGAAAGUGGAGCAAUUUUCUUGCAUGUCACUUCAAAUAGUAGAGCUGGUACUGAAUAUGGUUUAAUCUUAAAAUCUAACUCAAACGGUACUUCAUAUGUCUUAUCUGAACCUUUUGUUAAUAGAAAUGAAAUUGGAUUUGUUGAUUAUGAAAGAGUUGAAGGAUUAGAAGGUAUUGCUAUUAUUAAUCGUGUUGAAAAUCCAUUUGAAGCUCAAAAGGGCUCAUUAAAACAAUUGAGAACUAAGAUCACUUUCAACGAUGGAUCUGAUUGGGAUUAUAUUCAACCUCCUUCUACUGAUUCUGAAGGUAAGAAAUAUCCAUGUAUUGGUAAACCUUUAGAACAAUGUUCAUUACAUUUACAUGGUUAUACUGAAAGAAAAGAUUUCCGUGAUACAUUUGCAUCUGGUUCUGCUACUGGUGUCUUAAUUGGUGUUGGUAAUGUUGGUGAUAAAUUAUCAUCUUUCAAUGAUGCUUCAACUUUCUUAACAGCUGAUGGUGGUUCUACCUGGAGAGAAGUUAAACAGGGAGUUUAUCAAUGGGAAUACGGUGAUCGUGGUUCAAUUAUAGUUUUAGUUGAUGAUCAAACUAAUACUAAUACAAUUUUCUAUUCUCUUGAUGAAGGUAAUUCAUGGAAUGAAUAUAAAUUUACUGAAGAUCAAGUUAUAAUUCAAGAUAUCGUAACAGUUCCAUCUGAUACUUCCAAAAGAUUCUUAUUGAUUGCAAAUUCUCCAUCAAAUAAAGGUGAAGAGACAAAAACAUAUGCACUUGAUUUUGAAAAUGUCUUUGCAAGACAAUGUGUCUUAGAUUUAGAUAAUCCUGAUAAAGAUGAUUUUGAAUAUUGGUCACCAAAACAUCCAUUUUCUUCAUCUGCAUGUUUAUUUGGUCAUGAAGCUCAAUACUUGCGUAAAUUAUCUGAUCGUACAGAUUGUUUCAUUGGUAGUGCACCACUGAGUGAUGCUUUCAAAGUUAUUAGAGAUUGUCCAUGUACAAGAUUGGAUUAUGAAUGUGAUUUCAACUAUGCUAAGGCAAAAGAUGGUACAUGUAAAUUAAUUGAUGGAUUAGAACCUGAAGAUCAUUCAGAAAUUUGUAAAGUUGAUAAAGAUGCAUAUGAAUAUUUUGAACCUACAGGUUAUAGAAAAAUUCCAUUAUCAACAUGUGUUGGUGGUCAAGAAUUUGAUAAAUUUGAUCCAAUUCCAUGUCCUGGUAAAGAAGACGAAUUCAAUAAGAAAACAGGUAGAGGAUUACAUGGAUUCAAUUUAGCCAUUGUUAUUAUAGUUCCAAUUUUGGUUUUCUUAUUUGCAGUUUGGUUUGUUUAUGAAAAAGGUAUUCGUCGUAAUGGUGGAUUCCAAAGAUUUGGUGAAAUUAGACUUGGUGAAGAUGAUGAUCUUAUUGAAAAUGAUGCAACAGAUAAAGUUGUUAAUACUAUAGUUCGUGGUGGUAUAACAAUUAUUGCAGCAGGUAUUGCCACUUUCAAGAUGAUCAAGAUAUUUGAUGGAUUUUUAAUUAAUAAAGUUAAAUCAAUUUUCUCAAGAGGAAGUAGAUAUUCAAGAAGAGGUGCAGGUUAUUCAUCAGUUAAUGAUGGUGAUUUCAGAGAUGAUGAUGAAGAAGAUAUUUUAGGAGAUGUUAUUGAUGAUGGUGAAGAAGAUUAUAAUAUUGAUGAUGGUGAUGAUGGUGAAAUUUUAAAUGAUGAAUCAAGUAUUGCCACAGAAGCUGCAGAUGAUGAUUUAGGUUUAGAUGAACCAGAAGGUGAUGAAUAUACUGAUGAUCGUAAUCUAGAGUAA